Molecule: messenger RNA, 2105 nt
Organism: Amaranthus tricolor (Joseph's coat)
Lineage: Eukaryota; Viridiplantae; Streptophyta; Magnoliopsida; Caryophyllales; Amaranthaceae
Product: receptor-like cytoplasmic kinase 176
Exons: 7
Coding region: 522-1760 (412 amino acids)
Biological process (GO): protein phosphorylation
Molecular function (GO): protein kinase activity; ATP binding
Source: RefSeq, a predicted model, not a curated record
UUUUCAGCGUAGGUCCAAAAGAAAGGUGGGUGAGGUGAAGAUAAGUCAGUUCUUAAACGCAAAGUGCCCGUCCCCCCAAAAACACCCAAAAAGCUAAGUCCCUCUAUUUCCACUUUCCAUCAUCCAUCCAACUAUAACAAUCCAAAAAGCAUUUCUCCAAAGCUAAAUCUUCUCCGUUAUCAGUUCCCUUAAUCAAUCAUUACCAUUAUAUUAAGUGUUUUUCACUUUCUUUUUCGUGUCUAAACCGUCUACCUUUCCUUUUUCCUUCCCCUUUUUUCUUUCCCUUCCUAUCUCUUUCAAAGUUGAUGUCUUUGUGUUUUUGCUUAGGGACAAAAUUCAUAUGAACUACUUGUUCUUCUAUCAUUUAGAGUUUUAGCACCAGAUCUAUGUGACCCAUGUUCUUUUUUUUUUUGAUUCAACCUUUAGAUAGAACACAAGAUUAUUGUGUGUAUAUUCAACUUGGGUUGUUUUUCUUUUUGUGAUUCCUGAAAAGCUUAAUCAAGAAGCUUGUUUUGAUUUCUAUGGGAGCUUGCUGGAGCAAUCGGAUCAAAGCUGAGAGUCCGCUUCACACUGGGCUUACCUCCAAAACUGGGAGCAAGGAUGGAAAUGAUUGGAGUAAAUCGAAUAGCAAAUUGUCGUUGACUUCAAUGCCUCAGACUCCUCGUAGCGAGGGUGAGAUUUUACAGUCUUCGAAUUUGAAGAACUUCAGCUUCAAUGAACUGAAGACAUCAACGAGAAAUUUUCGACCGGAUAGUGUGUUGGGAGAAGGUGGCUUUGGUGCUGUAUUUAAGGGAUGGAUUGAUGAGCGUUCACUUACUCCAACUAGACCUGGAACUGGAAUGGUGAUUGCUGUCAAGAGGCUUAAUCAAGAAGGGCCUCAAGGUCACAGAGAGUGGUUGACGGAGAUUAACUAUCUAGGACAAUUACGACAUCCAAAUCUUGUGAGAUUGAUUGGUUAUUGCUUAGAAGAGGAGCAUCGGCUACUUGUUUAUGAGUUCAUGCCUCGUGGGAGCAUGGAGAACCAUCUUUUUAGAAGGUCUGCACAUUUUCUGCCUCUUUCUUGGGGCCUAAGGAUGAAGAUAGCUCUUGGUGCUGCAAAGGGGCUUGCUUUUCUUCACAGUGAUGAAGCAAGAGUUAUUUAUCGAGACUUUAAGACUUCAAAUAUUUUACUUGAUGUGAACUACAAUGCAAAACUAUCAGACUUUGGGUUAGCCAGAGAUGGACCAUCUGGCGAUAAAAGCUAUGUCUCUACAAGGGUCAUGGGAACACAUGGGUACGCUGCACCAGAAUAUAUUGCAACAGGUCAUUUGACUCCGAAAAGUGACAUCUAUAGUUUUGGGGUUGUCCUCCUGGAAAUGUUAUCAGGUAAGCGUGUCAUUGACAAGAACCGACCAAAUGGUGAACAGAAGCUGGUGGAAUGGGCAAAACCUUACCUGGCCAACAAACGUAAAAUCCUUCGUGUUCUCGAUCCACGUAUAGAAGGGCAGUACUCUCUGGAUCAUGCCUUAAAGGUGGCUAACCUUACUUUAAAAUGUCUCUCUAUCGACCCCAAACUGAGACCGAAUAUGAGCGAAAUAGUGAAAGAUUUAGAGAAACUUCAGGUUUCUCCAGACUCCACAAGGAAUGCAAGAGAGACUAACCAGCCUGGUCAUCUCAAUCGUCGAGCUGUAGGAGCUCAGUCGUGCAGGCAGGGUCUACAGAAAGUAUCGGGGAGUACCAUGACAUAUCUGAGGCCAUCUCCGAUUGUUGGAAAAUCGUAAAAAUAUGUUAUGUAUAUAUUUGAAUAGGAAAUUGGUAUAGCUGGUAAUAGGAUGAGAAGACUGGAUCUCAUGAAUUGUUCUGUCGUUCGUGUAUUAUAAGCUGUCAAGAUUAGAGCAUUGUACAGGUUUUUCAUGGUGUAAACUUUGUUUUGGUGUUCUUGUAUGUGUAAACAAUUAUGUGAUAAACCCUUAUGAUCCCUUUUCCCAACAACAUAGGUGGUUUGCCUUCGUAUUUCGAAUUUUUUUGGGGGUUUGAGAAGGCGUUGUAGUUUAGGAGAAGUACUUAUAUAUGCCCAAAGUGUUGGGGAAUUUGCUUUGUUAUAAAGGUUUAUUAACAUUUGGUGA